Xenia sp. Carnegie-2017 is the source of this 2432-nucleotide messenger RNA. RefSeq lists its product as uncharacterized. Lineage: Eukaryota; Metazoa; Cnidaria; Anthozoa; Malacalcyonacea; Xeniidae. Bases 154 to 2151 code for a protein of 665 amino acids. The transcript is spliced from 6 exons. The record is from RefSeq and is a predicted model, not a curated record. Gene Ontology annotation, cellular component: cell periphery.
CACGUUUAUUUGAAUAAUAUUCCUACUUUGACUGAGCUAUUUUCCUGAUAUAGUUUCGUGAAUAACACAUCGUAGCUCGAGCAAGUUGGAAGAAUAAUUCAACAACGCUUUUCAAUUUUCUACUUGUAUUUAAAAGGAAGUUUCAAAAGAAUCAUGAUGUUGUACUUCUUGCUGCGUUUGACUUGCAAACAAAAUAUGAAGAAUCCUGGUUUCAUUGUUGCCAUCUUGAUGACUUUUUUCUGUGUUUUAGUGUUAUCAUCAAAGAACAAUGAUAGUCUAUCAAGUAGUGAAGAGACAAUUGUAAGAAUUAACUAUUCUCCCAGGAGGUUCCGUUUGUUUGAAUCUACAGUCAAAUUGACUUUUCUUUUUGGUCCAAAAAAUACAAGGAAUCUUUCAGGGGCAGCUGUACAGCUGAAAAUUUUUAAAAAAUGGAAGGUCGUGAGUAUAUUGAAGUUAAAACUAUUUAAAAGAAGUUUAGAAAUUCCGUGCGAUACGUUUUCUGUUCCUGGACGAUACUUUAUUGACUAUUUCAUCCCAAAUAUAACAAAAACCUACAUUCCCAUGACAAACCCUAUUGUGGUUCGUAGUGAGAAAGUCUUGAUAGGCGUUAAGAAAAACCUUACAGUAUUUAACGGACCUGUCUCAGCGCUAUUAUAUAGCAGAAGUGGGCGAUGUAAAGCAUAUAAAGGAACGCUAUAUCUCUACUGGAGAAAGAAGAACAAAGAAAAUAUUUUAGUGACUAGCAAGAAGGUUGAUAAUGAUGAAGUUGUAAACAAAAUUCAAGUCAAUUUUCGUUGUAAUGUGAUUGAUACAGCCGGAGUAUUUUAUUUCAAGUAUACCUCUGAUUAUAACAACGUCACAAUGGCUGCAAGUUCUGAAAUGCUCGUUAAUUGGGGGAAAUACAAAAUGGAAGCUCAAUCAAAAAAUAUAUUUCCUUGUUAUCAUUCAUUUGCUAUCAAAUAUUCUUCACCAUUCUGUGACAGAAAUGAAGACCAUGUUGAAGUACAGUCAAAAACUUAUAAAAAUGUUAUUCAUACUCAAACUGCCUUCCAUGGAUUUCGUUCUGUCUUUUUUUCAUGUUCAAUAUUCAAAAGAUAUAUUCGCGAGUAUUGCUUUUAUUACACAACAAAAUCAAACCUGAGCAAGAAGAAAAAGAUACAUGCAAGUCUUUGUUUGCCCUCAGAAAAAAGAGUGACGAUAUUAACGGAUUGGUCAGAAUGGUCAUCUUGGGGGACUUGCAGCUCAUUAUCAGAAUGUGGUGAAGGAAAGAGACACCGGCUAAGAUUUUGCCCUUUGGAUGGUUUUUCCAAGUAUCCGGAAAAAUCUAAAUGUAAGGGAGAACGCACCCAAUCAAAAUCUUGCAAUCUAAAGCCAUGUAAAGAAUGUGAAUCAUGUGGCUGCGUCUUCACUAAAGCACAAGGAAUCAUAGUUUCCGGGAAAUUGUCGAGUUUUCAUAAAUCUGUUUGCAAUUGGUUUAUUAACGUUGAUGGAACAAAAAAAGUGAAAUUAUGGUUUAACUCUUUGAAAAUUUUUCUCAACUCCACCAUUAUUGUACGUGAUGGAAACAUUUCAAGUUCCAAAAUACUAAAAAAAAUUACCCAUUUAAGUGAAAGACUUCAAGAUGACAUUUACAGCUCAACAAAUGUGGUUUCUGUAUGGUACAAUCAUUAUGGAGUUUUCAAUGAUCAAAAUAACUCAAGUUUUCAACUUUCGUAUACAAGUAUUGUUCGAAACGAUGAAAAUGUUUUCCCAACAUCCAAAGCCAGUUCUUCUCGACUUGCUAAAAUAACAUUUUAUAGCAUUCUAUGUUUUCUUGUUGUUUUAACGCUUGUUAUUGGGACAAUCGUUGUUCUAAGAAUACGACGUCAACGAUCAUGUAAAAGAUCAGCGGAAAUAUCAUUAACUACACGUCCUACUUCAUCUAACAGAAGUACUGCAUGUGCAUCUGAGUCAACUGUCAGAUCUUGCUAUGAAACGCAACUGUCGGCUGAUGAAAGCGUCGCUAAUCCAGUUAUUCCUUGUUAUUAUAGACCAUCGCAUUUUGAUAUAGUACCUUCUAAACAUAUUUGUCCAAGAUGUUGCAGAAUGUGCAACAAAAUUACGAAUCUAAUUUUGAGAACAGACACAUGUUAUAUUACACAGCUCCUUUAGAGCACAGCUUUGCAGGCAGACAUUCGUUGCAUUCAACAUUAUAGUUUACUCAAUGAAAUUACGCAAGAUAUUUAUAAAGAAAUUGUAGAAGAUAAUAUUUAUUUGCUAUGACUUGUGGUUAUAUGAAAACUAGAGUACGAUUGAACGCACAUUUUUCAAUAAUCUGUAAAUACUCGCUAACGCUGAAAUAAUUUCAUAUUUGUAUCAUAAAUGAUAUAAAUUAUCUCAUUUUGUGGAAAUACUUGAAUAACAGAGAAAAGUAGUUAACCAUCAUCAUCUUG